AUGGCGAAUUCGAAUGCUCUCUCUUUGACCUUCCCCUCUCCUCAAGAGAAUGAUCUUCUUGCUUGGAGUGUUAAAAGGGUUAAAGAAUGUCAAUUUGAUCGCUUCUGCUCCCACUCAAGAAGAGCAUAUGGCAGAAGCUGAAGCUAAUCCCCUGUCCUAUAAAGAUAAACUGCUCUGCGAUGGUGGUACCAAAAGUUUCGACAUGGAUCUCUCGUUUGCUGCCUUUCCUGAAUAUAUGGAUGAAGAAUCAGAUAUUGAUGAUGAUCUAGAUGACCCUACUCCUAUUAUCCUCUUCUCCAAAGUGGAAAAAAGAUGCAUGCAUGAGCCAUGGAAAAAUGUGCAUGAAGAUCUCAGCAAGGUCAUCAAUGGAGGUCUUUGGUUUGUUGGUACAAACUAUAUUACUAUCAGACCAUGGGAACCAAAUUUCAAGCCAGAAAUCACAACUUUUUCGCACGCUGUGGUGUGGGCACAGCUAUCGGGUCUCUCAACAGAGUAUUAUGACCCAACUUCUCUAUAAUGUAUUGGUAAUUCAAUAGGAACCCUUCUUAGAAUGGAUGCCCACACAACGCAUCAUACACGUGGUCAAUACGCUCGUGUGUGUGUGUUAGAAUAGAUCUAGAUAAACCCCUUGUCAAGUCCUUCGAUUGGGUAAAAUCUGCCAAAAAGUUGUUUAUGAAGGGAUCAGAGGACUCUGUUUUGUGUGUGGUCGGAUUGGCCAUCAUAAAGAGGUUUGUAUAUU
This is a messenger RNA of Rubroshorea leprosula, 739 nucleotides long. Lineage: Eukaryota; Viridiplantae; Streptophyta; Magnoliopsida; Malvales; Dipterocarpaceae. The record is from the annotation of a GenBank genome assembly.